UAGCAUGCGCUCCACUCUGUGCGCAGAUCUGGUGUCGGAUAAACAAUUAUUGUCUGGAUAUCAUAUUAUAGUAUAGUUCACUGCCGGUUAAAGCUUCGCCGCCUUCGCGUUCCGUAGUUUGUUAAGUGAAGAUGGAAGUACGGGCAGAAUUAAUUACAGAACUUCGUGAAAAAUUUUUUAAAAAGUUGGACGAAGAAGAAACACCAGAGCCUAGAUUUCAUCCUGCCGAUAUUGCCAAAGUAAAAGAGAAUAAUGUGUGGUUAAGGAGAUUUUUAGAACAUACAGAGUGUAAUGUGCAAGAUGCACUCAAUAUGUUAUGGGAGACUUGUACUUGGAGAAAAGGAUUUAAUGUAAAUGAGAUUACAGAACACAAUGUAAAAAGAGAUUAUUUAGAAGAUGGAUUUUGUUUUGUCCAUGGUAGGGACAGAGAUGGUAAAAUAAUGUUUGUUAUUAGAUCUAAAUUGCAUGCAAAAGGAAGCAAAGAUUUAAAUGAAUUAAGAAAAGUUAUUGUAUAUUGGUUCGAGAGAAUAGAAAGAGUAAAUAAUAACAAUCAAAUUUCACUUUUCUUCGAUAUGACAGAUACCGGCAUUUUGAACAUGGAUAUGGAGUUCACCAAGUACUUGAUCGGCCUUUGCAAAAAUUAUUAUCCAAAUUUUUUAAAUUACAUCAUUAUUUGCGAAAUGCCGUGGAUAUUGAAUACUGCUUUCAAGAUAAUAAAAUCAUGGUUGCCACCUAAAGCAAUUCCAAAAAUUAAAUUUGUUAAUAAAACAAAUAUCCAAGAAUAUGUAGAGUACAAUGAUAUUCUUACAAUUUGGGGUGGUACCAAUGAUUAUGUUUAUAAAUUUGUACCGGAGGUACAAAGUAAUACAGAUGCUAUAAUGAAUGAUAAACUUGAUAAUAAAAAGGUACAUUUUGCGGAAGGUUCACCGAUAACGGAACAAUCUCCGAGUAAUUUUGGAGAUCAGACAAAUGAAGAGGAAUGUUUGUCCAUUGAACCAAAGACAAUUACAUUUAACAAAACUGGAAAUGAAAUUGCGGGCACAAUUACACUCAAAAAUAUAACGGCAGAUAAGCCUUUAUCUUAUAAGAUAAAAACAACAUCGCCCGAAAAGUUCCGAGUACGACCAAGUACGGGAGUUUUAUUACCUCAGGAACAACGAGUUGUGUCAGUAGUUUUACAACCUGGAUAUAAUUUACGCGGUCUUUUACACAACGAUAGAUUUCUAGUUAUGUGCCUUCCAUUGAAAGACGCGAACAUACUUCCUCAAGAAUUAGUUGCUCUUUGGAAGGAUGAAAUACCAACAGAACAGCAUAAAUUACGAUGUUGCGACGGCGAGACUGAAAGCAAUGAAAUACAAAAAUCGCAUUCCAUGUUAUCGUCUGGAAUAUCAGAAAACGGCAGGACAAAAGAUACACUUUUCUAUAGAAUAUCACAGUUGGAAAAGAGUAACGCGAAGCUACAUAGUGACAUCAUUUUUUUGAAAUAUUUACUAUUGUUUUCUAUAAUAAUAGUCAUUUUAAUGGCUGCAAUGGUUGUUUAUAUUUUGAGGAUCGAUAUUCAAAAUUUCGUGGAUGAACAGGCCUGUCACAUUCCUCAUGGUAUAUAGGUUUUCAACUAGAAAUCAAUUUUAUUUUUGCAUAUAUAUAAUAGAAAUUCUUACAUAUUUAUGUUAAAAAAGUAAUCCCGAAUAUGUCAGACGUUCAUUUUCUCUAUUUUUAGC
This is a messenger RNA of Colletes gigas, 1721 nucleotides long. RefSeq names its product motile sperm domain-containing protein 2-like. The record is from RefSeq and is a predicted model, not a curated record. The transcript is spliced from 9 exons. Bases 132 to 1607 code for a protein of 491 amino acids. NCBI's taxonomy places the organism in Eukaryota, Metazoa, Arthropoda, Insecta, Hymenoptera, Colletidae.